GCCGGCCAGCAGCACACACACCACACAGCGCCAUGGCCUCCUCGCUCAGUAGCGAAUGCAGUCCUGGAGACCUGAUUGAGAUUUUCCGUCCUGGCUUCCAGCACUGGGCGCUCUAUGUGGGAGAUGGCUACGUGGUCCACCUGGCUCCUCCAGGUGGGUACCCGGGUGCGGGCAUCUCCAGCCUGGGCUCCGUUCUUGGCAAGACAGCGGAGGUGAAAAGGGAGCUGCUGACCGACGUGGUGGGGAACUGCAAAUACCGGGUCAACAACUUGUUGGAGGAGGAGAUGAAACCUCUGCCCGUGAGGGAGAUUCUCAGUUCUGCCGAGAGCAUGAUUGGCAAGAAGAUGGAAUACGGUAUUACCAGCAAAAAUUGUGAGCACUUUGUCACACAACUGAGAUAUGGCGAGCCCAGAUGCCUGCAGGUUGAAAAGGCCGUGAUGGGAGCAGGGCUGGCUGGAGCCUUAGGUGCAAUUGCUACUCUUGCAUAUUCUGUAAUGAAGAACUGAUCCCCAAACCAGUGACAGCCUGAAGAAGCCACAGAAUCCUGCCUUUGACUCCGCUGUGCAGCCGACCGGCCCCACCUCCGCUUUUUCCCUGACCCUGGCUCUCGGGCAGUGCCCAGUUCUGUCCCUCACUUUCCCUCUCACUGACUGAAGGAUGGAAGAAUUGUUCCAAGACCCAGAAUGAAUAAAUGUAUCUGUCUUUCCCUUCACAAAGGAA
Messenger RNA from Artibeus jamaicensis (Jamaican fruit-eating bat), 720 nucleotides. RefSeq names its product phospholipase A and acyltransferase 4-like. The record is from RefSeq and is a predicted model, not a curated record. The transcript is spliced from 4 exons. Gene Ontology annotation, biological process: N-acylphosphatidylethanolamine metabolic process. Lineage: Eukaryota; Metazoa; Chordata; Mammalia; Chiroptera; Phyllostomidae. The coding region runs from base 33 to 506 and encodes 157 amino acids. Gene Ontology annotation, cellular component: cytoplasm. Gene Ontology annotation, molecular function: A2-type glycerophospholipase activity; glycerophospholipid phospholipase A1 activity.